AUGCGCCGUCCAACUCCUCUCUUUGUAGCCACGAGGUCACCUUAUUUUGUUCGUACUUUCCGAAGAGUUUUUGUAUCAAACAGCUUUGGAAACUUGGCCACCGAGGAAGAAAUUUAUUCUACUCUAUUGCGCAGAUAUGCUGAAACCUCUGACUUAGACCGAGGUAGAGCAAUUCAUGCGAAGUUCAUAAAAGGGUCUCCUCCCUUUUCUCUUUUUCUCCGCAAUCAUUUACUUAAUAUGUAUGCCAAGUGCGGCGAUCUUGUUAAUGGGCUCCAAUUGUUCGAGGAAAUGCCCGAAAAGAACGUGGUGUCGUGGUCAGCUGCCAUUGCGGGUCUCGUUCAACAUGGCCGUCCAUGUGAAGCUCUUUCUUUGUUUUGCCAUAUGCACCGCGAUGGAACAACCAAGCCCAACGAGUUCACCCUUGUUAGCGCACUCCAUGCAUGCUCGUUGUUGGAGAAUUUGACACGAGCAUAUCAAAUUUAUCCAUUCAUUGUUCGCUUAGGAUUUGAGUCAAAUAUCUUCUUAAUGAAUGCGUUUCUGACAGCUUUGAUAAGGCAUGGUGAAUUAGUGGAGGCUUUGGAAGUUUUUGAGAAUUGUCCUAAUAAGGACAUUGUGUCUUGGAAUGCCAUGAUGGCUGGGUUUUUGCAGUUCUCUUUUUCAAACAUACCGGACUUUUGGCGUCGAAUGAUUGGUGAGGGAGUGGAGCCCGAUAACUUCAGUUUUGCAAGUGUUCUUACUGGGUUGGCUGCCCUUUCUGACCUUAAGUUGGGAUUGCAGGUUCAUUCUCAGCUUGUCAAAUGUGGUUAUGGUGUUGAGAUUUGUGUGGGGAACUCUUUGGCGGAUAUGUAUAUUAAAAAUCAGAAAUUGGUAGAAGGGUUCAAAGCUUUUGAUGAUAUGCCUAUGAGAGAUGUGUGUUCAUGGACCCAGAUGGCUGCUGGAUGCCUGCAGUGUGGGGAACCAAGCAAAGCACUUGAGGUCAUUGCUGAGAUGAAGAAGAUAGGUGUAAAGCCAAACAAGUUUACCCUUGCAACUGCCCUAAAUGCCUGUUCCAAUUUGGCUUCCUUGGAGGAAGGGAAGAAAGUUCAUGCCUUGAGAAUUAAGCUCGGAACUGAUAUUGAUGUUUGCGUAGAUAAUGCUUUACUAGAUAUGUAUGCAAAAUGUGGAUGUGUGGAUAGCGCAUGGGCAGUUUUCUGCUCGAUGAAUGAUCAUUCUAUUGUCUCAUGGACGACAAUGAUCAUGGCAUAUGCAAUAAACGGCCAAGCCAGGAAAGCUCUUAAGAUUUAUGAUGAAAUGAGGCUGAAGGGUGUUCAGCCAAACUACAUAACCUUCAUUUCUGUACUAUAUGCAUGUGGCCAAGGAGGGUUGGUUGAUGAAGGGUGGGAGUUAUUCUCCUCCAUGACCAGUGAUUAUGGGAUCCCCCCUCAAGAGGAUCACUAUGCAUGUAUGGUAAAUCUUCUUGGCCGAGCUGGGUGUAUUAAAGAAGCCGAGGAAUUAAUCUUAAGAAUGCCAUUUCAGCCAGGUGUGCUGGUUUGGAAAACUCUGCUAGGUGCUUGUCAUGUUUACGGCAAUAUGGAAAUCGGGAAGCGUGCAGCAGAGCAUGUGUUAAAUCUAGACAGAAAGGACCCUUCAACAUACGUAGUGUUGUCUAACUUGUUUGCUGGUUUUAGCAAUUGGGACAGUGUUGGGAUGAUGAGAGAACUAAUGGAAACUAGGGAUGUGAAGAAAAUGCCUGGAUCUAGCUGGAUUGAAAUUGAAAAGAACCCUUCAUUUCUUCCCAAGUUUGGAGGAUUUACGUGAAGCAAGGUUGAUUUAGAAGCCAAGUUCCUUUUCUUUAAAUUUU
Molecule: messenger RNA, 1840 nt
Organism: Alnus glutinosa
Lineage: Eukaryota; Viridiplantae; Streptophyta; Magnoliopsida; Fagales; Betulaceae
Product: putative pentatricopeptide repeat-containing protein At3g15130
Exons: 1
Coding region: 1-1797 (598 amino acids)
Biological process (GO): RNA modification
Molecular function (GO): RNA binding; protein binding
Source: RefSeq, a predicted model, not a curated record